Molecule: messenger RNA, 1722 nt
Organism: Micropterus salmoides (largemouth bass)
Lineage: Eukaryota; Metazoa; Chordata; Actinopteri; Centrarchiformes; Centrarchidae
Product: hyaluronidase-5-like
Exons: 4
Coding region: 120-1454 (444 amino acids)
Biological process (GO): carbohydrate metabolic process; hyaluronan catabolic process
Cellular component (GO): acrosomal vesicle
Molecular function (GO): hyalurononglucosaminidase activity
Source: RefSeq, a predicted model, not a curated record
AUCAGAAUGAAGAAACAGUUUCCGCAGACACAUGAGGCAGCAAAAAACAGAUGUAGAGAAGUUGAGAAACAGUGAACAGUACUUCACAGGCCACUGAAGAGAGCAGCAGAGCCAUCGUAAUGGCGCCACCCUUCCUGUCCUGUGUCACCCUCUGUAUCAUCGGAUCUAUCGCCACCAUCUUCGCACUGCCUCCUACUGAGCCACCACUGAUCCGCGACCACCCCUUUGUGGCCAUAUGGAAUGCCCCCACUGACCAGUGUCGACAGUUUCACAUCCCACUGGACACCGCAGCCUUCCAGGCGGUGACUACACCCGCCGCAGUGCCUGGUCAGUUCCUCACCAUCUUCUACGAGGAUCGCCUCGGCCUCUACCCCAAAGUCAACACAGCGAAACGCGUGCUCUACAGAGGUGGAAUACCACAAAACGGCAACCUGACGGAGCAUCUGUCAAAGGCUCAGAGUCAAAUUGAUCAUUACAUAUCCCAGGAUUCCUCUCCUGGGCUGGUUGUCAUUGACUGGGAGUCCUGGCGUCCUCUGUGGGAACACAACUGGGGAUCCAAACGUAUUUAUCAGAAGUUGUCCAUUACUCACGCCUUGCAGAUGGCCCCAUUUUUAGCAUCAAAGCCCAUUUCCAAACUGGCAAAGAGUCAAUUCGAGCUUGCCGGACGACGCUUCAUGGAGAAGACCAUCAGCCUCGGUAUUGGAGAGCGUCCAAGCCGCCGGUGGGGGUUCUACUUGUUCCCCGACUGCUACAACUAUGGCUGGGAGAAGCCCGACUACACAGGGAAGUGCUCAACAAAGAUCCAGAAGCAAAACAACCAGAUGCUGUGGCUGUGGGAGCGCAGCACCGCCCUCUUCCCCUCCAUCUACCUCCACUUGUCCCUGAGAAACUCCCCCAAGGCCACGCUGUACGUUCGCAACCGUGUCCAGGAGGCACUGAGGGUAGCCAAGCUGCCUAAACGUCCAUACACUAUGCCAGUCUAUGUCUACUCCAGACCACUGUACCGGGACCAGACCCAGACGUUCCAGAGCCAGAAGGACCUGGUGAGUACUAUAGGAGAGUCUGCAGCUCUGGGAGCUUCAGGGGUUGUAAUGUGGGGAGCAACCAAAGACUACAACAACAAGGCUUCCUGUCAGUCCCUGUCUGAGUACUUGACGUCCACCUUCAACCCUUACAUCGCCAAUGUGACGGCAGCUGCCAUGCUCUGCAGCCAGGCUUUGUGCCAGGGGAAGGGUCGCUGCGUCAGGAAGAACUACGAAUCUGGCCACUACCUGCACCUGAACCCUGCCUACUUCACCAUCCUGCGGACUGACAGGAACUACGUGGCGAUCGGUCUCCCCUCUGCCUCCGACAUGGAAGCCUGGGCCGAAAACUUCACCUGUCAAUGCUACGCAGGGCAAAGCUGUUCAUCCAGACUGUUGCAUCUGACCAAUAUAAAGCUCAUCUGGGUUUAAUCUGUCAACUGUUUUCAAAACUGCGCCCCCUUAAUAAUGUAGUCAUUGACACGAUUUGAACUGUAAUUUGAUUAAAGUAUGAUCUCAUCAACCUUUUCAUCAGCAAUCUCUGAUUUUAUUUAAAAAACAAAAAACUUUGAUGUGAAAAAAGUAAACUUUUCCAGUAACAUCAUUAAAUGUGACAUAAGUCUUCCCAAAGCAAAUGCAAUACGGAUGUAUUUGAAUUGAAAACAAAAAGGCGCCUUAAUAAAUGCAUUUCUGAAAAAAA